CGUGGACAGAGAAGAGUAUCACGGGGUAGGAUAUAAUUUGCCAAACCUGUGUAGCGGUGGCAAACCGGAAUUGCCAAUCGGAAAUAGAAGAAGCGAGGGUAGGGUUUGUGGGGUUGAGAUAGAAGACGAUAUGGGGGCGAGCAGCGAUCAUCUUCCUGUUCAGGACGGGUCGGACGAACAGCAGAGGCGUGCGGAGAUAUACACAUACGAGGCACCAUGGCACAUCUAUGCAAUGAAUUGGAGCGUGCGGAAGGAUAAGAACUACCGACUCGCCAUUGCCAGCCUGCUGGAACAGUACCCCAACCGCGUCGAGAUUGUACAGCUGGACGACUCCAACGGAGAGAUCCGCUCCGAUCCUAACCUCUCCUUCGAGCACCCCUACCCUCCCACUAAAGCCAUUUUCAUCCCCGACAAGGAAUGCCAGAAGCCUGACCUCCUCGCCACCUCCAGCGACUACCUACGGAUCUGGCGUGUCGCCGAAGACGGCUCGCGCGUUGAGAGCAAAAGCGUCCUCAAUAACAAUCGCAACAGCGAGUUUUCCGGUCCAUUGACCUCCUUCGACUGGAACGAGGCGGAGCCUAAGCGGAUAGGCACUUCCAGCAUCGACACCACCUGCACCAUAUGGGACAUCGAUAGGGAGACAGUAGACACCCAACUCAUCGCGCACGACAAGGAGGUGUACGACAUCGCCUGGGGAGGGGUCGGCGUGUUCGCAUCUGUCUCCGCCGACGGCUCCGUUAGAGUGUUUGACCUCCGCGACAAGGAGCACUCCACCAUCAUAUACGAGAGCUCCGAGCCGGACACACCUCUCGUCCGCCUGGGUUGGAACAAACAGGACCCCAGGUACAUGGCCACCAUCAUCAUGGACAGCUCCAAGGUCGUGGUGCUUGACAUCAGAUUCCCAACGCUGCCAGUGGUGGAGCUGCAGAGGCACCAGGCUGGCGUGAAUGCCAUUGCGUGGGCGCCGCACAGCUCAUGCCACAUCUGCACAGCUGGCGAUGACUCCCAGGCACUCAUCUGGGACCUGUCCUCCAUGGGUCCGCCAAUUGCAGAGGGGGGGUUGGAUCCAAUCCUGGCUUAUACCGCUGGUGCUGAGAUUGAACAGCUUCAGUGGUCUUCAUCCCAGCCUGAUUGGGUUGCUAUUGCCUUCUCUAACAAGCUUCAGAUUCUAAGAGUGUGAGUGACGUAAACGUCAAUUCAAACUGAUCAUCUGAUGAUGGUGCUGAUCAUCUGUCUUCUUAGGCACAAAUUUAUGUUGGCCUCAAGUCAUUGCAUUGCAUCGUGCUUUGUUUUAAUCUGACUAGAGAGGAGGAAAUGCUGCACUUUAUUUGCAUUGCAUUUUUCUUUGAUUUAAUCAGACUAGAGAGAAAGGAAUUAUGUACUUUGUCUGCCUGUCUGCCUAGUUGUUGUGGUUAUUAUCUGGCUGAGAACCUUAGGUGUGGGGGGUUCUAGGGGCUUAUUACAGAAUUUGUAUGAGACCUUCAAAUAAAGAUAUUGCAAUUGGUAAG
This is a messenger RNA of Cuscuta epithymum, 1508 nucleotides long. The record is from the annotation of a GenBank genome assembly. NCBI's taxonomy places the organism in Eukaryota, Viridiplantae, Streptophyta, Magnoliopsida, Solanales, Convolvulaceae.